Manduca sexta (tobacco hornworm) is the source of this 1517-nucleotide messenger RNA. It is a transcript of the gene l(3)73Ah, whose product is annotated as polycomb group RING finger protein 3. The coding region runs from base 131 to 805 and encodes 224 amino acids. The transcript is spliced from 5 exons. Gene Ontology annotation, cellular component: PRC1 complex. Gene Ontology annotation, biological process: regulation of transcription by RNA polymerase II. Lineage: Eukaryota; Metazoa; Arthropoda; Insecta; Lepidoptera; Sphingidae. The record is from RefSeq and is a predicted model, not a curated record.
CACAAAAAAAAACAUUAUUGUUGACUUUGACUUAGGGUUUGCGUUUAUGUUUUAAUUUUUUCAUUUUAUCACAUUUUUAAGUUCAUUUACCUCAAAUACCUCAUGUUUUUUACGCCGCCCUUACAUUAGGAUGACAAUGGAAAGGAGGAUAAAGUUGAAAACACUAAACAGCCAUAUUACAUGCAAAAUUUGCCGUGGGUAUUUCAUAGACGCUACUACAGUCACCGAAUGUCUUCAUACAUUUUGUAAGAGUUGCUUGGUGAAGCAUUUGGAAGAGAACAACACUUGUCCAACAUGCAACAUUGUGAUUCACCAGUCUCAUCCGCUACACUACAUCAGCUUCGACCGCACCAUGCAGGACAUUGUGUACAAACUGGUCCCGGACCUUCAGGAUAAUGAAUUGAAACGCGAGCGCGACUUCUACCGCGCGCAGGGGCUGCCGUGCCCCAAAGACGCCGCCCUCGCCGCCGACAAGCCCGCCGGCGACGAGCCUGAGCAGCCCGACAACACCGACUGUCACAGGAAGGAUGAACAGGUAAAUGUAUGCCUGGAGUGCAUAUCAACAUCGUUACGAACACUUAAGAGGAGCUUCAUUCGGUGUUCAGCACAGGCCACUAUCACACACCUCAAGAAGUUUGUGGCCAAGAAGGUGUUAAACAGCAUAGAGCAGUAUAGGGAAAUUGAUAUCUUAUGCAAUGACGAGCUCCUAGGCAAAGAUCACACACUAAAGUUUGUGUAUGUAACGCGCUGGCGAUUCAGGGACCCCCCUCUCCGGCUACAGUAUAGGCCUAAGAUUGAUCUGUAAAUCUACCACGAAUUUUGGCAAUGAGAAUUUAUAUGUUUUAGGAAAAUAUUGGAAUAAUUCUUAUAUAUAUCAAAAUUUUAGUUUUUUUAAGGGUGGCCAGUUUUUUAAAAGAAAUGAUUAGGUUAUUUGGUAAAAAUUGGCAACCCCACUUUAUUCAAAAGCAAGGAAGAGACCAGCAGAAUUUAAUUUACUAGGAAUGUAUUGAAAAAUUAAGUAUAUUAACACAUUUUAGAUGUAAGUUUCAAGUGUCGUAAUGACGAAAAAUAAUUAUCUAUGUAAUAUGGUAUGAUAACUUUUUUAUUCAAUGUUGUAAACCGAUAAAUAUAAUUAACGGUAAAAAUACCGGCAUAUAAUUACCCGUAACGUCCACUUUGGGCACAUGACUGUAUAAAUGAGAUCUUAGAUUAAUAUUUCUGAAUGUUUUAUAGAAAAUAUGCUGAACUUGUCGCUUUGAACGCCAUCGAGCGAAGUGUCAAUAAACAUUGAAUUCUCGUUUCGUUGUAAGAGUAGAACAUUUUGUUUUUCUAUUUUGUUAUUUUGUUUUAUAGCUUUGUAAAUGUUUGUUACCGUCUUAAAAACCUAAAUAGUUUAAUUUACAGUCCAAUAUGUAUUAUUUUAGUGUUUAGUUAUAAGAGAAUUCGACUUCGAUUAUCGUUUCAUAUGUAAGCAAAUAUUUAAAUGGAUGGUUGUAAGUAAAUUAUAUUAAUUUCUA